Molecule: messenger RNA, 5713 nt
Organism: Drosophila nasuta
Lineage: Eukaryota; Metazoa; Arthropoda; Insecta; Diptera; Drosophilidae
Gene: dac
Product: dachshund family transcription factor
Exons: 11
Coding region: 944-4342 (1132 amino acids)
Biological process (GO): regulation of transcription by RNA polymerase II
Cellular component (GO): transcription regulator complex; nucleus
Molecular function (GO): RNA polymerase II cis-regulatory region sequence-specific DNA binding; DNA-binding transcription factor activity, RNA polymerase II-specific
Source: RefSeq, a predicted model, not a curated record
AAUGCAAUAAAAUUUUUGCGCGCGCAUUUCCACAUUUUGGACUCUCGACUCUCGUGUGACAUCGCUGACGAAAAUGUUGUACCUCGUUGGUAUAUAAAGAGAGUGGUGGUGGAGUGUGGGUGGCUUAAAAAAAUAACAUUCGUAUUGAGUACGCGUCUGUGUAUGUGUGUGUGUUUGAGUGAGUUUGUAUAGGACUGUGUGCGCUCUCUCGCUCUCGCUCUCGCUCUUACUCGCUUUGGUGGCAAUAGCAAUAUCGAUGUGUCUUUGUGUAUGGGCGGGCGUGUGUGUGUGAGUGAGUGACGAUUCCCAUUCGAAUGCAAUUCGUUUCCUUGAUUUCUUCGAGUCUCGUCUCAGUCGUCGUCCGUCGUCGUCGUCGUCAUCGUUGUCGCUGUCGUUGUCGCUGUCGUCGUCCUCUCGUAUGCGAAUCUCAUAAGCUCAGUGACACGCCGUCGGCACGGUAACGAGUUUCGCUUUACGUUACGGUUACGCUUACGUAUACAUUUAUACGUUACAUCCUCUCUCUCUGUCUGUCGCACGCGUUCUGCACCGUGAUCUGAUUUGUGCAAAAGAUGAUGCGAAUAUUCAAUUGAAAAAUGCUUUCGAAACGCAUCUAGAAUUCAGUUGGAUUGCGAUUGCAAUUGGAGAAUGUUCAAUUAAACUAUUAAAAUCAACAUACAAAAAUUAAUUCAAAUUAAUUAAAUAUAAACAACGUGCGCGUGUGUGCUACAUGCAAUCAUCAAUGGAAAUCUAAUUGUUCUAAUCGUUAAUAAUUAUCUAAAAAAAAAAAAAUUAAAAAAAAGUGAAGUCACAAACACGAAAUUAACACGCGUAAAUAAUAAUCAAAAUCAAAAUCACAAUCAAAAUCGAGAAAGAGAAAGAGAAACAAAACUAUUAAGAAGAAAAAAACAAAAAAAUUGAGUGUGUGUGGAACCAAUGACGAAGCAUGGAUUCUGUCAAUGCCAAUAGCCAAUCCGUAGCAAGUGAAUACAGUGAAAAGCAACUCGAGUGCGAAACCAAUGAACAACAGAAAUCAAUAAGCAACAACAACAACAACAACAAUAAUUCAACAGCAAUCAAUAACAAUUACAGCAACUACAACAACAUUAGUGCACAUAAGCUACUGAUCGGCAGCAGCAUGAAUACAACAGCGAUGCUAAUGCAUCAUCAGCAACAACAGCAGGCAGCAGCAGCAGCAGCCGCCGCUGCAGCCGCCGCCGCACAGCAACAACAGCAACAGCAGCAGCAGCAACAGCAACAACAGCAGCAACAGCAACAGCAGCAACAACAGCAACAGCAGCAACAUCAGCAACAGAAUGGCGGUCGCGACGGCAGCAACAGUUCACGUGGCGCCGGCGAUGAUCGGUCCAACAACAACAACAGCAACAACAACAACAGCGGACGCAAUGGACGCGGCUCCAGUUGCUCCCCAGCGAGCAGUCCAACGCGACAUGGCAGCGCUGUGAGUCCUGUGAGCUCGUUGAAUCAAUCGAUGAUGGCACAAAUGGCACAACAGCAACAGCAGCAACAACAACAGCAGCAACAUCAUCAGCUCAGUCCGCCGCCGCAUGUGACGGGUGCAUUGCCGACAGGAUUGGCACCAAGGAUGCCACACGGUUUGCCGCCGCAUUCCCUUGGGCUGCUCAACUCGCUGCAGAUGAUGCAUCAUGCCUCGCCGCUGGAACUCAUGGCUGCCGCACAUCAUCAUGUGCCACCGCGUUCGUAUAAUUCGCCGCCGCCGAUCUCGACGUCGGAUCCCAGUGCCAAUGAGUGCAAGUUGGUCGAGUAUCGGGGCCAAAAGGUGGCCGCCUUCAUCAUCAGUAAUGAGACAAUGUUGUGCCUGCCGCAGGCGUUUGAGUUGUUCCUCAAGCAUUUGGUUGGCGGCCUCCACACGGUCUAUACGAAGCUGAAGCGUUUGGAUAUUGUGCCGCUCGUUUGCAAUGUGGAGCAGGUGCGCAUUUUGCGUGGAUUGGGCGCCAUUCAGCCGGGUGUCAAUCGCUGCAAGUUGCUCAGCUGCAAGGACUUUGAUGUGCUCUACAGGGACUGCACCACUGCCAGAUGCCUAUCGAUCAAGCCGCCAGAAAGUAACUCUCUGCAAUUCCGCAGUUCCAGACCGGGUCGACCGCCCAAACGUGGCCCCGUUGGCCUCUCACUGCCGCCCACGCAUCUCACCCAGCAUCCGCAGCUGAAGAAGCAUCGCCUGGACAACGGUGACUAUGCCUAUGAGAAUGGUCACAUUAGUGCGUACAAUUUUGUUGUUGCAGAUAUGAAUCGGCUGGAGAAGUCGCCGCUGCUGGCCAACGGCUACAAUCCGCCGCCGAUCAACCACAUGGCCUUCAUGCAGAUGAAUGCCCAUCAUCCGGGUGCCGCUGCCUUGAUGUCCCCCGGGAUGCCCCCACACGGACUUCAUGCGCGUCCCGAGAGCCAAAUGCUGAAGGCAGCUGCCCAAAAUGCUGGCAUGUCGGCGGCCAAUAUGGAUGCAUUGGCCAGAUCGGGCAUCUGGGAGAAUUGUCGUGCGGCCUACGAGGAUAUUGUGAAGCACUUGGAACGUUUGCGCGAAGAGCGCACCGAUGAGCGUCAGCAGGCGAUUUGUGCUGGGGGCGGCGGAGAGCGAGGUGGAAGUGUGAUCAGUGAACGUGACUCGAAACCGCGAGAUCUCAGCUCGCAUAAUUGUUCACCCACGCGCCAGAGUCCAGUGCUGAAUUUGAGCAAAUCCGGCGGCAAUACGGAUCAUGGCGGCAGCAAUUGCGAUGCCGGCAGCGAGCGUAGCGAUUGCUUGUCGGCAGCUGGUUCGCCACGUCAUCCACGUAGCUUGGAUGAGCGCAGUCGCAGCGUUGGCGGCGGUCCCAUCAUUGGCGUCGAGGACGAUGAGGAGGAGGAGAACUUGAGCGAUGAGAACCAAUCUGAAGUCGAUGAACGCUGCCUGGCCAAAGACGAUGAUGACUUGAGUGACACGGAGCGUGAUAAUCUAUCCACGGGUUCGGCGGCCGCUGCCGCUGCUGCUGCCGCCGCCGCUGCACAUUUGCAUCAGCACGCGGCAGUGGCAUCGCAUCAUCAUCAUCACCAUCAUCAUCCGGCGCAAGCCCAUCAUCUGGCUGGCGUCGGUGCCCAGCAUGGUUCGCCCACAGCCGAGGCUGCUGCGGCCGCUGCACUGCAUCAUCAGCGUGCCCUCAACUAUUCCCAGCUCGCCGCUGCCGCAGCUGUGGCCAAUGGCGCCGUUGCCGGCACUGUCGCCGCCAAUGGUCCGCCUUCGGCUGGUGGCGGUGGCGCCUUGACGCCCAAUGAGGCGCUGCUGGCGGCCAACGAUGCCACAGCUGCAGCUGCUCUCGCUGGUGGCUUGGCUCUUGGACCGCUGGGCAUCGAUGCACAUGCUGCGGUGCCAGCCAGCUCGACGGAAACGCUGCUGCGCAACAUUCAGAGCUUACUGAAGGUGGCAGCGGAUAAUGCCAGGCAACAGGAGCGACAAAUCAGCUACGAGAAAGCUGAGCUCAAGAUGGAUGUGCUGCGUGAACGCGAGGUCAAGGAUUCACUGGAGCGACAGCUUGUCGACGAACGCAAAUUGCGUGUGCUUUAUCAGAAACGCUUUAGGCGCGAGCGCAAGAUACGCGUCCGGUAUCAACAGCAGUUGACUGGCAGCGCAGGAACUCCAGGAGGUGGCGCAGGAGCUGUAGGCGGAGGUGGCAGCAAGGGAAAUCCAAAUGCGAGUGACAGCAAUGUCACCUGCAGCGACGCUGAGCUUUGCGCCGGCAACACAGCGGAUGCCAAAUGCAACAGCGGCAACGGCGAUGCCAAUGAGGCGCUUAAAGAUACCGACGGCGGCAGUCAUGGCGGCAGCGACAAGUCCGAGAAGUCUCUUGGCGCCUCCUGUGAUGUGAGCGGCCAUACGGUUAAUUCGGCCACACGCUCCGAUUCUCCCACCCACUUCAAGCGCGAGCCACAUUCCGAUCACGAGGGCUCCAUGGAGCAUCAACAGCGCGCCAUCACGGCCCCAGAUAAUCAGCCCCGCUGCUCCAGUCGUGAUCGCGAGGAUCAACCGCCCAGUGCUGGAUCUGUGGCCGCUGCAGCAGCUGCUGCUGCCGCUGCCGCUGAUGGCAGUUUGGCUGCUGCUGCGGCUGCUGCAGCUGCUGCCGCUGCGAGCAAUGGAAAGGCGCCUUGGAGCUAUCCAGGCAUCGAUCUGAUGGCCACUGGCGCCUUCUGGCAAAAUUAUUCGGAAUCCCUAGCCCAGGAGCUGGAGAUGGAACGCAAGACACGAGCUGCCAACGCUGAGCGCGAUGUGAAGAGUCCGCUGUCGGAGAGGCCAACGGCUUAUUACAAGAAUUCGGUGCUCUUUGGCAGUGCUAAUUAAACUGCAUACUGGACGAAAGCUGUUAGCUGGACAAAAAAGGUGACAUGGAUAUUUGAUCUCAAAGUGCAAUCCAAGCAAGCGAAAGAAAUGGCAAGUGAAUGAUUGAAAAAAAAACAGUGGCAGGUGGAAAGUGGAAUCGAGAAAAACGAGAAACGCGGCCAGAACCAAAAUGCAGAAUCCCAGGCAUUAUUAGAGCAAACUUUUGUACAUAUAUUUACUUAUAUAAACAUAUAUAUAUAUUUAAUAUGAGAUGAGUGUAGGAGAAUAUUUAGUAUGUGGAUUCGAUUCGUCUGCAGAUCGUUGCAAACGAUCGCGACGGCGAUCAGUUUGAAGUUGAGGAUAAUAUAGGCAAAAAUGAAAGAGUAAAAAGCACUUCCAAAAAGUUAAAAAAAAAUAAAAUAAAUAAAUAUGAGUGCUUAAAUGAGUGCUCGUAGUUGUACGUUACGUACAUUCAUGAAUAGUUUCCAGUAUUUUAUAUUUUGUACAUAGGCAUACAAAGACUUUUAAUAAAAAACAAACAACAAAAAAAAAGAAGAUAACUCAAUACUGGGCAGAAGAAAGAGUCUUCAUGGGCUACUACAAUAAAAAAGAAAUAAAAAAAAUAGUUGGCAUACCUAGCAUUUAACAUCCAAGCGUCAAAAUUUAGCAUCGUUUCAAAUAGUUAGCUUAGUUUUUUUUAAUUUAAAAAAUAUGCACAAACACACAUACACAUUCGAUUACUGAGUAUGUGUGUCUGUGUAUUUAGUUCUGCUACAUUUUAUAUGCCGGUUUUUAUUAGUGUUUUAAAAUGAGGGAAAGAAGAAAACUUAGUAAUUAUUAAGAAGUAAAGCGAUCAUUAAUGUUAAAUGCUAAGAUUUUAAUUUAUUCAGUAGCCUAGCAGCGGAUUAAGCUAUAAUAUUAACAACAACAAGAAUAAAACAUAAUGUAUUUCACUUGCUUAGACAUUAAUCCUUAAACAAUAUGAUAUACUAUAUAAAUAUAUAUAUAUAUAAUACUAUAUGCUAUUAAAUGAUAAACAGAACUUUAAACGGCCGACAUUAAAAGAUAUGUUAUAGAAAUGACAUUAAAUACCUAUUUAAACGCUUCAUAUGCUAUUAUACAUAUAUAUAAACUUAAAAUUACAUUAACUUUAGUCAUAACAAUAGUCACUGAACGUAAUAUAUACAACACUUUAAUGUGCUACAUUCAUCGCUCGCUGCAAAACAAAACAAAACAAAACAACAAGAAAAACAACAAUUGUUACAAUAAAUAGCAUGAAAACAAACAACAAUAAAUACAGCAGAAAAAAACAACAUAAGCAAGUAGAGAACAGAAACUAUAACGAAAAGCGAAAAGUUUAAAAAUAAUACAUAAUAAAUUAUUAUUGCAUAA